CGGCCAUGGCUCCUGCGCCUCCGCUGGCAGGAGCGUCUCGGGGGAGCCGUCGGUGCGAGGCUGCCUAGGAUGAACGCUCUGGAGGGGCAGCAGCCCCCCAGCGCCCACGACCUGCUGGACGUGGCUGCCGUCUACUGCGACAACCUGAGCCUCUUCCCGCCCCCUCAGAGACCCCCGGGGGCCCACCCCGGCGGCUACAGCAUGGGGGAAUCGGGAGGCGGCAGCCCUUACCUGUGGCUCAAUGGCUCGGCCGUGCCGUCCAGCCCUUACCUGGCCGCCGGGCCCAAUGGAGCCGCCGCCGCCGCCUCCUUCCUGCCCUCGGCCUAUGGCGCCGCUGGCGCCCGGCAGCUGCUGGGCGCUCCGUCGGCGGGGCCCGAACUCAGCUGGCUGUCCCUGGCAGGCCAGCAGGACUUCUUCAAGCUGGUGCGCCCGCCCUACUCGUACUCGGCGCUCAUAGCCAUGGCCAUCCAGAGCGCGCCCGACAAGAAGCUCACCUUGAGCCAGAUCUACCAGUACGUGGCCGGCAACUUCCCCUUCUACAAGAAGAGCAAAGCCGGCUGGCAGAACUCCAUCCGACACAACCUCUCGCUCAACGACUGCUUCAAGAAGGUGCCCAGGAACGAGGACGACCCAGGUAAAGGCAAUUAUUGGACCCUGGAUCCUAACUGUGAGAAGAUGUUUGAUAAUGGCAACUUCAGGAGGAAGAGGAAAAGGCGAUCUGACCUAGCAAAUGGGCCUGGAGUCCCUAACAAAGUGGAAGACAAAAGCAAGAGCUGUCUUGCCCAACAAGCCCCAGACUUGGGCUCUGCUGAACUGCCCUGCUCUCCAAGUCCUAUGAACCACUGCAAAUCCUCCAGCCGUUGUUUAUCUACAUCAGGAAGUGCAGGCAGCCAGCUUUCUCCCACCAGAGGGGAGAGCACUGAGCGGAGGGCACAGGCCUGGACCCUUCCCUCAUACGCGGGUGGGUGUCGCCUUCGACACUGCGCCCAGUCUCCUGGCCCACAGGAUCCUUCCAGUGACAUCUCAGAGCAAGAAGCCAAACAGAAGGAAUCAGAAACAGGGAAUAACAUUCUGGCUCAACUUUUGGAUCAGGCAGCUCGUGCCAGAUUAAGUAAUUUAGCGCUUGUGAAACCGGAAAAAGGCAAAAGCAAUGGAGAAUUACCUUAUACAGAUGGGCAGUUAGGUGGGAAGGUAACUGAACAAGCGUUGAUAGAAAUACUUGAAAAAGUGAGUCAGCAAACUGACAAGAAAACAGCGGUAAAGUUCAACAGAAGGAAAGUUUUGGAUCCUGAUAAGGAAGAUUAA
Molecule: messenger RNA, 1305 nt
Organism: Lacerta agilis (Sand lizard)
Lineage: Eukaryota; Metazoa; Chordata; Lepidosauria; Squamata; Lacertidae
Gene: FOXI2
Product: forkhead box I2
Exons: 4
Coding region: 70-1305 (411 amino acids)
Biological process (GO): regulation of transcription by RNA polymerase II; cell differentiation; anatomical structure morphogenesis
Molecular function (GO): DNA-binding transcription factor activity, RNA polymerase II-specific; RNA polymerase II cis-regulatory region sequence-specific DNA binding
Source: RefSeq, a predicted model, not a curated record